This is a messenger RNA of Musa acuminata subsp. malaccensis (wild Malaysian banana), 863 nucleotides long. The record is from RefSeq and is a predicted model, not a curated record. Lineage: Eukaryota; Viridiplantae; Streptophyta; Magnoliopsida; Zingiberales; Musaceae.
AUGGGCCAUCAGCCCAACAUCUCUCGCCAUCUUCGUCGCCGUCCUGAUCUCAGGUCUGUUAUCAUCACUGGUUCUAUGCAUGCCUUCCUUUGCCAUUGUUACGUCGUGUGUUCAUGCACGACACCUGUCGGUGCUUCUUCAUGCGCCCACUCCACCACCUUUAACUUCAAGAACAACUGCCCCGACCCUGUUUGGCCUGCCUCGCUGAACGAUUCCGACAAAGGUGCUCUUUCCCAGACCGGAUUCCAGCUGGACAGUGGCGCCUCCUUUUCGCUGGAUGCGCCACCCGCCUGGGGAGGCCGGCUGUGGGCUCGGCACAAAUGUUCCACCGACUCGUCCGGUAGAUUCUCGUUCCUCUCCGGGGACUGCGGCACUGGGCAUGUGGCGUGCAAUGGGGCUGGAGGAGCGUCGCCGACCACGCUCGUCGAGUUCACCCUGCAGGGCGACGGAGGCAACGAUUUCUACGACGUGAGCUGCGUCAACGGCUUCAACGUGCCGGUAUCGGUCGUUCCCAGCGGGGGGUCGAACUGCGACAGCACGUCGUGCCGGACGAACAUCAACGCGCGGUGCCCCACGGAGUUGCAGAUGCUGGCGCCGGACGGGAGCGUGGUGGGGUGCAAGAGCGCAUGCUUAGCCUUCGACACGGACGAGUACUGCUGCAGGGGCCAGUACGGUAGCCCGGACACAUGCAAGCCCACCAGCUACUCCAAGAUGUUCAAGGAUGCGUGUCCUCAAGCUUAUAGUUACAAGAGCAGCACCUUCACCUGCGUGGGGGCUAAUUACGAUAUCACCUACUGCCCUUGAAACCAACGUACAUCUAUCACAAGCUUCAUCUUAUCUGGCUUUGGCUCUCGAGAGAGCAU